Spirometra erinaceieuropaei is the source of this 33738-nucleotide messenger RNA. Lineage: Eukaryota; Metazoa; Platyhelminthes; Cestoda; Diphyllobothriidea; Diphyllobothriidae. The record is from the annotation of a GenBank genome assembly.
AUGUCCUCUACGAAUUCCAAUGAUCCCACUUCUUCUCUCAGUGGACUUGUUUCUUCCCUCCCAGACUUUUGGCAACAUGCGCCAGAGCUUUAUUUUUUCCGUAUUGAGGCGACUUUUCACUCCGCCAAGAUAACACGUGAAACCGACAAGUUUUAUAAGCUGGUCGAGGCCCUCCCUCCCACCAUUCAUUCUCAAGUGCAAACGCUUCUGAGAGAUCCCCCGACUGAUGCUCCUUACACCAAGUUAAAGGCUGAACUUCUUCGCCUGACAUCAGUCUCCGAUCGGCAGCGUUAUCAAGCACUAGUAAAAGAGGAGGCCUUAGGUGAUCGCAAGCCGUCGGAAUUCUUGCGUCGCAUGCGUUCUCUGGUUGGGAACAUGAAAAUCGACGACAAGUUCUUUAAAGAUUUGUUCUUAGAACGUCUGCCGAUGUCUGUACAAACAAUCUUGGCCUCUGGCUCCGACGACCUAGAAAUAUCAAAGUUAGCGGAGAUGGCUGACCGUAUGAUGGAGGUUGAGCGUUUGUCAUCCCCGACGAUUGCUCAGGUGUCCCAGCCUCUCAACGUGUCCACCUCUGACCUUGCUGAACUAAAGACGCAGAUUGCCCAGUUGUCAGCGACUGUUGCCGCUUUGCAGCUGCGCCGAUCCCCCGGUCCCUCUCGACGUCCCUUCGGUCGUGACCGUCGUCGUUCCCGCUCUCGCCCCAGGACCGCCAACCUAUGUUGGUAUCAUGUCAACUAUGGCGAUAAGGCGCAGCGGUGUGUCCCACCCUGCUCCUUCAAGUCCACGCAGGGAAACUCCUCGGCCGGAGAGUAAACGCGGCCGAGCUCUCUGGCAGCUCUACGGGUCGCACAUUUUACGUGAGUGAUAACACGAGUGGCAGGCAUUUUUUAGUCGACACUGGCGCUCAGAUUAGUGUUAUCUCUCCCACGCCAGCCGACCGACGUUGCCCAAACCAUGGUCUUUACCUUCAGGCCGUAAACUCAUCCCCCAUUACAACCUUUGGAUUUCGAUCCCUCUCCCUGGAUAUUGGCCUCCGGCGAUUAUUCCCCUGGAUAUUUGUGGUUGCUGAUGUUCCCACUGCUAUCCUUGGUGCUGAUUUUUUGGCCGCCUUUGACCUUCUGGUGGAUUGCAUACAACUUUGCCUCCAUGAUCGCGCAACUACCCUCACUGUCAAAGGAUUUCCUCCAUCCUCAGUUUCUAACCAGCUCUCCGUCCUUGACCCAAACCCCGACUGUCCAUUUCGUAGACUUUUAGCAAAAUAUCCUACCCUCACUAAGCCCCAUUUUUCUGACACCUAAUUUCCCCAUGAUAUUGUUCAUCACAUAAAAACGACUGGUCCUCCCGUUUUUUCUCGUCCCCGCCGUCUUGCUCCCGCGCGUCUUGCGGCUGCUAAAGCAGAAUUUGACCACAUGCUGCAACUAGGGAUUAUUCGACAGUCUGACAGUCCCUGGGCAUCUCCUUUGCACAUGGUUCCUAAACCAAAUACGGAUGAUUGGCGUCCUUGUGGCGAUUAUAGAGCCCUAAACAAUAUCACUAUGCCCGAUCGGUACCCCGUUCCUCAUCUUCAGGACUUUGCUGGAGCCCUUUUCGGCAAAACCAUUUUCUCAAAGAUCGAUUUGGUGCGGGCUUUUCAUCAAAUUCCGAUUGCGGCUGAGGACAUUCCCAAAACGGCAGUGACGACUCCUUUUGGCUUGUUUGAGUUCCUUCGUAUGCCAUUUGGUCUCCGAAAUGCCUCACAAACUUUCCAACGUUCAUUGACCGUGUUUUACGCGGCCUUCCAUUUGUUUAUGCGUAUAUUGAUGAUGUUCUCAUCGCCAGUCGAGAUGAUGAGGAACAUCUCCAUCACCUUACCCUGCUUUUCGACCGAUUUCAGCAGUUUGGUGUCACCCUGCAUCCUUCCAAAUGUGUCCUAGGAGCCACUUCUCUUGAGUUCUUAGGUCAUCUGAUAGACUCAAACGGUAUUCGGCCUCUUCCCUCAAAAGUUGCCGCCAUUCGGGACUUUCCACCCCCUACCUCGAAGCGUCAGUUGCAACGGUUUCUUGGUAUGGUGAACUUUUAUCGCCGGUUUCUCCCGAACUGUGCCGAUACCAUCCUACCUCUGACCAAUCUCCUCUCAGGUCCCAAACGCACCUUUGAACUUACAUCAGCCGCACUCACGUCAUUUGAGCAGGUAAGAGACCUUCUGGCUGACGCCACCCUCCUGACUUACUUUCACGCUGAUGCACCCAUAUCUUUGAUGGUCGAUGCCUCCAAUGUUGCUGUUGGCGCGGUCCUUCAACAAAGUCUGCCGGAUUCUACCGUGCCUUUGGCUUUCUUCUCCAAGAAACUAUCCAAAGCAGAAACCCGCUACAGCACAUUCGGACGUGAACUUCUCGCCGCUUAUCUUGCCGUAAGGCACUUCCGGCAUUUACUCGAAGGUCGAGAGUUCACAAUUUUCACUGAUCAUAAGCCACUCACGUUUGCAAUACAUUCCCAUUCUGACAAGCUAAGCCCCGGGAGAUCCGUCACCUGGACUACAUUUCGCAGUUCACUUCAGACAUCCGCCAUAUUGACGGGUCAAGGAAUGAGGUGGCUGACGCACUGUCCAGGCCCUCUAUUGCUCAUCUUCAGCUUUCACCCGGGAUAGACCUCGCUGAGAUGGCCGCUGAACAACGCCGUGUCGGUCCACCCUGUGAUGAGGAUGUUUCCGGACUCCAACUCCAGGAACUACUACUGACGACUGGCAAUGGCACCAUUUUAUGCGACGUAUCCACCCCUUCCCAUCGUCCAUUUGUGCCGCCAUCCCUCCGCCGUAAAGUUUUCUCCUCCCUGCACAAUCUGUCUCACCCCGGGAGUCGAGCAACCGACAAGCUGUUUUCCGACCGCUUCGUCUGGCCUGGUAUGCACAAGGACCUGAAGGCAUGGACACGGGCUUGCAUUGCCUGUAAACGGAGCAAGAUCCAGCGGCACAACAAGGCCCCCAUUUGGUACCUUCCCCGGCCCUGGUGCAAGGUUCAGCCACGUUCACCUGGACAUUGUAGGCCCCCUGCCUCUGUCCAAUGGUUGUUCCUAUCUCCUCACCUGUGUGGAUCGGUUCACUCGGUGGCCUGAAGCAAUUCCCCUGCCUGGCAUUGCUGCUCCAACGGUGGUCAAGGCUUUUCUCCUUUUUAGGCUGUACCCGCAUCCGGACGACAGCCUAUCACCCGGCUGCUAACGGGACGGUCCAGCGGUUUCACCGCCAGCUGAAGGCCUCCCUACGCGCCGCGGCCGAUCCGGAGAACUGGACGGAUCACCUUCCCCUGGUCCUCUUGGGCAUCCGCUCCGCUCUCAAGCCGGACCUUGACUGUUCCACAGCUGAACUGGUGUUCGGCUCCACCGUCCGACUCCCCGGUGAGAUGAUCUCGCCAACCCCUCAAGGUGCAGUUGAGGAUCCUACAAACCUCCUGCAUCGUCUCCGGCAGUUUAUGCGGACACUUUCUCCGGUUCCUCCCAGGUCCUCCGCCUCUCCGUCUUAUCUCGAGAAGGACUUGGCAACGUGCUCUCACGUCUAUCUCCGAUGUGAUCGAGUCCGCCGGCCUCUGGAACCGCCCUAUGACGGCCCAUUUCGGGUGCUCUCUCGCGGGCCGAAGACUUUCCGCAUUCAGCGCGACAAUCGUGAAGAGGUCGUGAGUGUGGACUGCCUCAAGGCUGCCGUCCCUGACACUCCUCCGGAUGAGCCCUGUGGUCCUCAACCUUCUGCUUCCCCCCACGGAGCCUCUAUUCCACCGUCCCGUAUUUUCCCCCUGCCCUCCUGUCCGCCAUCUCCGACUGCCACCACCAACUCCAACACAUCCGCCACCAGAUUUAUUCACUCUUCUACGGACCCUGUAUAUAUCACUCAUAGUGGUCGUCAUGUACACUUUCCUGAUCGGUUGGUCACGCAUUUCUUUUAGACCUGUACACAUCCUUCGGCGUCGUUUUCGCCGGCCUCCGGUCUCGGAGGGGGGUACUGUGCCGAGGCGCCAGACUAUCUUGCCUUUCCCUACCUGUUCCUCAUUCUUGAACUCACUGAUUGUUUAACUGAAUGGAAUGAACACAACUCGACGCGACGCGCUUGGCAUGAGUGGGAUUGUCAGGUCGUUUGACUUUUGAUUAUUAAUUCUUCCACAACUCUGGUCUUAUCCUGAUUUUUAUAGUCUGGGAUUGACGGUUCUGUCUUUAACGCUCGCGACAAGUUUGAAGAUUUGAUGCAAUAACAUCAAGUGCUCAGUCCAACCGCAAACAAAAUGUAGUUAUAAAAGUAUUCUCAGAGGCAACGUCAACAACACCAAGAGACAAAGUUAAACGAGAUGCAGGUUUUUUUGAGGGUGUGUUAGAACUUUCCUAAGGGACGGCAAGUCAUUUAACAUUCGCAAGGAAUAGAGGAGACUCAGACAGCAUCCGGUUUAGAUUCACAGACACGACCCUUAACAUAAUUCUGGUAACCAAAGUUCAGACUUAGCUCCUUCUACGGAGAAAAUCUUCCCGGCGAGGCAUGUAUACUGAAAAUUUUUCAACCGGAUUGCAAAACAAAAGAAAUAAUUUAGAUAAGGCAGCUGAUAACGGAAUCGGGGGAGGGGGGGCAGAGGCGUAAUAACGAAACAGACCUCAAAAGUCGAACGAGAACUCUUUCGACUGCAGGGAGUCAUUCUGACAGUCUAACCGCUAUAAGGAUUUCCAAUUUAGGGGCUAAUAUGAGUACCAGUGGUUGGUGUAAAGAGUCUCAACAACAACCUAGGUGAGUUCAAAUCUUGCAUAAUUUCAUUAGCGAAAACCUGGUUGACUGAAGAAAUAAGCAGCAGCGAAGUCGGUGCUGGGGGUUAUCAAAAGCUCCAUUGUGGCGUAUUUAGACGCAAAGGCUCAGACAUUGCAAUUUAUGUAUCCAAUGAAGUUCCCUGCUCUCGGAAGGAAGUAUCCGGCGUUGUUGUUUAAAAAAUUGUGAAAUAAUUUCGUGUAAAUUAGGGGAGGACGAAUGCCGACUCUCAGCCUACGUGUUGUCCGUGGGCCUUCCCGCUGGAACAAAAGCCCGGAAGUGGAAAUACUGAGUUAAUUGCGACUGAUAUGCAUGCUGAAGAACUUCUUACUCCUGUCAGAUGUUAACGCCUAUAGAAUGGGCUGGAAAGUAUUCGUAGUAGACGUCCCCAAACAAAUUAUCCGACUACAUGCUAUUGCAGUUUCCCCUGGAGGAAUACCUCAUGCGGCUCGAUACACGGCUCAGAGAUGAACAGCGAUCUACCUAUUUUGGUCUUGUUUUCAAUAAGGAAGAAGUCAUAAUCCAAGUAGGCUAACAAGCUCCACUUGGCUUGAGUGAGUAUAUUGCUUUUACUUACGCGUUUUGCCCCCUACCUUCUCCACAACCGCAUACCAAGAGGCAUGUACUCAUUUCCGUUGGCCAGUAUGACGACUAACGCAUAAACAUUGGACAGGGAUUGUGAGAGAAGAACUUGCAUUUUGAAGAUCUAACAUAAUUUUCCAAAGGUAAGAAGCAACGUUAGGAAUGUUCUAAACAAAUACAGCUUGCUAGAACUUCCCUCAUGCACCGACUGACAUCAGAGGCCGUUACAUGCCCCUAGCAUGUACAUCUGCAGCAGGAGGCUGUACGAGUAUAAGAUUAUGGAUUUAAGGCUAGCAUCAGAAACGUAUUUUCUGAAGGGCCAUGGAAAGUCCAAUUACUGUCUCAGUUCGUUUAGUUCGUGUUUACUGUGAAAUCCUCUAAAGACGAUCCGGAGUUUGAAACGGGCCAAGAUAGUGUCGCCACUGAAAGCGAAGAACAAAGUCCGGGUCGUCAGUCAUACUAAGCUAGACAAGUCUCUCGGAUGCGAUGGGGCUCCUAGGCUGAUACUCAGGGAAUUAUCGGCAGAUUUGGCAAUGCCAAACGGGGAGCCUGCAUUCGCAGUGGAAGACAAGUGAUACAGCAGUUCGAACAACGAGAUACAGUGCUCAUCAGUUAGCUGGUAGGUCUUCAGCGCUCUAGGUGGUGUGUCAUUUGGGUGUUUCACAAUUAAUAGCACUGCCUGACUCCUAAAUGCAAUUCGGCAACUUAGGAAAUAUCCGAAUAUAUUGUUUAAUUUACCCUUCCAAUGCUUGGUCAAGGGCUUGUGAGAAAGCGUUCAUAAAGUCACUCAGCUUGACUGUGAGUGCGCAGUCCCGCGCAUAUUAUCUCCACAUUCGUCCGUUUAUAGCCGCGAUCACCGGCUUAAAACACCAACGUGCGCAAAGACAGUAGAAUUCAAUGACUUCCUGACGCAAAGAAACGGGAAAAGAUUUUCUUUGCCAAAAGUUAGCAACGGUCUGUUAGGUACGAAAUACUAAAUAUGCGGUUUUGGGUUUCAGAAAAACAGUGUUAUCUCAACUGACGUCUGAUAAACAUUAAACGAGGUUCGCAGUACUCAAUCCCUUCGAUUUCUCCGUCGUCUGAUGCUACCUUCGCCAUCAUAAAUUUCGCUCCUGCAAACCUUCAGAAACUGAUAAGCUAGCUUACUAGCUCGCACUCAGUAAGAACUGACAACAUUCCGAACUCCCUUAUUAAACAGCUAAGAGAUUCUCCCCCCUGCUUAGCAAAUCCUCUUCAGUCUUUCUCGAGGAUGGCUUUUUUCCUGACUAUUGAAAAACUUCUAUUAUUACUCCAGUAUUUACAUCAGGCUGUCGUUCUGAUGUUCAAAACUAUCGGUGUGUCCAUAAAACACUUUCUCGAUCUAAUUACUCUUCCUCGUAAUGAUUACUUAUCUGCAGUCGUCAUCUAUUUUGAUUUUAGUAAGGGCUUUUACAAAGGGCCACAAAGAAAACUCCUGGUAAACUUAGAAGCUUAGGGGCUUCGCAAUCCCCUUACCGAAUUUUUUGAAUAAUACCUAUCUAAUCAUAAGCAAACGAUUUUACUGGGAUUUUCCUUUUCCAGUGAGAACCCUAUUGUAAGUGGUGUCCUACAAGGUACCGUUUUAGAUCCUCUUUUGUCCUUGCUCUACAUUCGUGGUACCUCGUCUGCAAUUAAACAUUCUCAAUCUUUUAUUUAUGCUCAUAACGUCAAAUGCGUAUAUCCAUUCAAUAAAUCCAUGAAUCAACAUUGCGUGGAGAAAAUUCAUGCUAAUUUGUUUGCUCUAUCAGCGUGGAGCUCAAAAAGUCUAAUGGAAUUCUAUCCAUCAAAAUUUCGCUAUAUCUGUUUUGGACCUGAAAGGCUACCCCAACCAGUGGUCUUUCAAGAAACACAUAUGACUGAAUGUGCCACCAUUAAGGGCUUAGGUUUAGGCCGCUUUAAUAAUCUAGAUCAUCCGCCACACAUCGACAGAAUUAUGUCCAAAGCCGUCCAGAUAUGUGGUUUUAUUUCCCACAAUUUCUAUCUCCCCGAAAUUAGAUUAAGACUUUAUCGAAUGUUUACUCUUCCCAUUCUUGAGUACAUUUCUCCAUUCUUUGGUUUGAUGAAAGAGGUUAGUCAUGCAAAAAUUAAAAAGGCUCAAGGACAUUGUACGAGAAGACUCUUAAGCACGGCACAUGCAAAUAUUUCCCACUCAGGUGGAUGCCAGCUAAUUAAGCUAAGAUUUCUCUGGUUUCGAAAACUGUAAGCAAACUCCUGUCUCCACUUUCGCAUUGAUACUAGUUAAAAUCUUCCUUGGAGAUAAGCCCUUAUCCCUGUUAGUCGCCCAAACGAUCUUGUAAUUCUCCCCUGAUUAUACCUCAUCCCGCUUCUUACACCUCUAAGCGCUCCCUUUUUUCGCCUCCAGGUGUACUUUCCUCUCAAAUAAAAUUCCAAUAGAUAUAAGCUCAUUUGAUAAUCUACAUACAUCUAAGAGAAAGCCGCGUCUUUAUCUUAAUAAUGACUCGAUUAGACUUCUAUUUUCCUCUUCCCGGGUAACUUUAUCUAUGAGGCUGGGAAAUGGCUGACGAGGAUUUCGGACGCGGUGACCAAAUUACAGCAUGUGCGCACACUUUUCCCAUAGGUGACUUCACGUUCAUUGAUGCGCAUCAAAAAUUUCGAUAUUCUCGACUUAAUAGUCUAUGCAUCGCGUCAUUCACAGAACGCGAUGUCCUCCCUGACAUAUCCUCUCAAAGAAGUAACGGGGCCUGAUUGACGUGCACGCUCUAAGCCACCUCCGUUCCGCUAAUUACCGACCCUCAUCAGGAAUCCCCUUUGGCCCCUGCGAUUUUUAGCUCUCACCCCCAAUCGAUUAUUUCCGCGGUCCUCAAUUCCAUCUCCUCAUUUUGACUCCAAACGUCCUGUUGACGAUCACGGCGGAAUUGUCUGUUUGUGUCCUUUGCCUGUAGGUUGGUCGGUCAGCGAAGGAGUCCCAUGAUCGCAUUCUCCCCUCAACGCUAUGUCGACCGCCCUAGCCUUUACUGUCCCCUCCUAGGCUGAACUCUAAGCCGACUGUGACCAAUCGCGUCUGGGUUCCUCUCUUCUCGUUACUUUGAGGCGGAUAGUCUCAUCCGGUCUACGAAUUCUGCCUUGACGGUUUCCGUUGUGGAUCCCGUAUGCAGGCCAGUCCUGUUCGACCCGCAUUGUUACCCUUUCGUGAGCGACAAUUUUUCUCUUCUCAAAAGUGGACUCAUUCAUAUUCAUUUUGUCUAUCCAAUAAAGGGAUUUUUACCCUGCCCCCCGACCGUUUUUUUAAAUAUCUGACUGCUUAUUCUACAAGCAUAAACUGAAUGCUGGAGGUUAGUUGAAAUCCUGGGCACAACGCUCCGUAACAGCUUCAGUGGAGAAUCCGGCUUUUUCGACCUUAAUAUGGCUGCCUGGAAGCUGAAGCACCGGUAUCUAGGAAUUGAUCUUCUCGACUAACAAUGACAUCACAACUGGCAACUACCAAACAUGCAGACUGACACACUCUCAGGUAGCUCAACCUCCAACCAACAAAUAUAGGAUGUUCGGGACCCCAAAGCUGCUGAACACGAAGCUCUAUUCCUUAGAGGGUUUGCUUGGUUUUUUUCUAAUUUUUACUUUUCAUCUGUCUUGGAAUUAAAAACAGGCUCUUAAUCUACCCGCCAGUGGGUAAGCGGGCAUCCAAACCAGAAGCAGUCAAAGUGCAGCCGAAAUGUGGGACUUCAUCGGUAAAAGCGAAUAUGCGAGUUCUGGGAAUUAGUUGAUAAGAAGACGAAGCGAUCGUUGGAAUAAGGACUUAAAUCGUCCGGCGUUUCGGAUUCUCACUUGGACCCAUCAUCAGAGACAGUGGCAGAAAAGGGUGACUCGUGCACAGAAAGUUGCAGUAUUUAUAGGGUGCAGUCGCUAUGUUACUGCAAACCUUUCGUAAAUAACCGCUCUCCCCUUCAUCGACGAUUGUUGUCCGCUGGUCCGCUAACUGCAUGAUGGUCGGCGUGCAAGUUGUUAAUUUCUAAAAUCUCAUCACCCGUGUUGGAUGCUGACAUGAUGAUUGCUCGGCCAUCUGGCUCACCGGCUUGCGCGCUCCCCGAGUGGUCAGUUGCUUUGGCCAGCUGUUGCCUCAGCAUUCAAUAUGGAGUGGGGGUUUCGUUGCACUUGCUGAUGGACUAAGGUCCCGUGAACCAUGACUCAAGCAACUCGCGGUUCACCCGAUUAUCCCUUUCGCGAUGAUUCCGGCCUUAUCGAACUUGAAGGUGUGGGCGGAUCUCAUCGAAUGGGCUGCGACCUGAGAAUUGGUGUCAGUACUCCGCAUAGCUGCCGCGUGUUCGGCAAUUCGUGUCUGGAGCAGUCUUUCAGUUUCUCCGACGUAUUUUCUUUCUUUACAACUGCACCAGACCCGAUAAACGACUCCAGAUGUUUCAUUAACGCAAAUGCGAUGUUGCAUGUGGCGCAGAGAGAGGGAAAGUAAGAAGAAAAGAAUUUUCCCUAUGGUUACAUGCUGAGACGGCAAUUUGCUACAGCUUAUGGGAUAGAAUUGGUAUAUUUAAUCAUUAUUAUAUCAUUAUUAUGCAUCAGGAGAACAUUGUCUGUAAGCCGUUAUAAUAGGGGACGCACUGCGCUCUAAAACCACACAUAUUGGACUAAAUCUGAUAUAGAUCAGCAAAUAAUUGGGGUGCAUAUUUAAGGCUAUUUGUGGAGCAAAAAGCUUAAAAGGACAUGGAAUAUGUAAUGCAGGUGAUGGAUUUGUCCGAAGACAAUAAGCAGCAAUAUUACAGCAAUUAUCAACGCAAAUGUCGACUAUCAAACAAUUAGCACAACAAGUGCAACGAUCCCGGAUGAAGGGGGGGGGGGAGUCGUGAAUGUUCAUAAGUAUGUGGUAGCAUGGCAACUGCAUCCUAUAAAUACUGCAGCCCCUUGUGCGUGAAUCACCCGUAUCUGCUGUUGUCUCUGAUGAUGAAUUCGAGCUGAAAUCCGAAACGUCAGGCUAAUCAAUCUCUUGUCCCAGCAAUCGUGUUUCCUUCUUCAAGACAAUAAUUGCAGUUUGUACAAUAAUAAGCUAACUACGGACCUUUAUCAGAUGGCUUCCAAAGACACCCCAGAUAGUCGCCGACGCGUCAGGAAAGUUCUUUCAGCAGGCUGGAAAAUGGCAGGUCUGCCGCUAGUUAAUGUAAAUAGGAAAUCCGUGUCAGCAGCAGCGCGGGACUUUUUGAGUUUUGGUUGUGUAAUUGGACAAAUUAGGGGAGGAAUAGGGGUGCGCAUACUCACAGGGCCUCACGGGUAACAAGCCAGAGCGUUAGACGCAUGUGAGGUAAGGAAAUGUUGUGAUGUCAGCCGAUAUUCCCUGAAGUUAGACCGGAGGUGUCCCAGUUCUAGUCGGCGGGGGUGGCCGUGUAUCAAGAGCUGUUGCGACUAUCGUUCAACAAAAUAGAGCCGGAGAAAAGGCGGACUGGAGCGAAUACUACAGGCCAGAGUAGAUUCCUGAUGAGGGUCGGUAAUUGGUGGAGCCGGAGGCGGUUUAGAGCGUGCACGUCAACCUGGCCCCGUCACUUCUUCGGGGGAUUGAUCAAGGAGGACAUCUCGUUCUGUGCAGGACACGAUCCAUGGAGUGAAAAAUCAAGAAUAUCAAAAUUUCCGAUGCGAUACUGUGAGCAUAACUUUAUGUUCAUCAGACGCCAGUUGAGUCAACACAGUUUUUCCUGAAGCAAAAAAUAGCAUAUUUAGUGUUUCAGACCUAACAGACCGUUGCUUACUUGUGGGUAAGAAAAUCUUUUACUGGUUGUGUGCGUCAGGAAGCCAUUAAAUCCGCACUGUUUUUGCGCACGAAGGUUUUUUUCCUGACGGUGAUCGCGGCUAUAAAUGACCGAAUGUGAAGAGAAUAUGCUCCGAACUGCGCUCUCACAGUCAAGCCAAGUGACUUUAUGAACUCUGUCCCACAAACCUUUGACAAAGCAUAGGAAGGGUUAAUUACACGAAAUAUUUAGAUAUUUCCUACGGUGUCGAAUUAAAUCUAGGAGUCAAACAGUGCUAUAAAUUCAGCGUGGACCUUCUUCAGCCUAACUUCCACUAUCAACUACAUCCUAUCAAUAGUUCCUUAUAUUCAUCCGAAUCUAUUUUAUCUUAUACGCGUCGCUUGGACUAGCAGUGUUCUACGCGGCCAUGCUCACAAAGUCUAAAGCCGUUGCAUACGGCUACACCGUAAGAAGCCUACGUCCGGUCAACGGGUUGUCGGACCAUGAAACUGGCUACCAAAUGAAAUGGUGACGGCUGACACAAAGACAAAGACCGGCUUCUAAAACAUAAAUGCAUAAAACCAGAUUGAUGGAACACUUUUUACGUGCAAUCUUUUCGAACUGAUCCACGGUUGAUAGAUGCUCUUCAUUAUAAUUACGAUUUUAGUGCGAAUCGACCACAUUCUAAAUUUUCGCAACUUUAUUUUGAGUACAAAUGUUCGAAAUAAUUGUACAUUAAUACGGUCAUCUAGGGCUCUGCCUCUAACCCUUCAAAUGCAUACAUGCAUACAAAUACCCACACAACAGUUUUUCGGCGGGUGUUUUUACAAGCAGAGAGAAACAUUGAGAGGGCUCAUGUCAGGAGACUUCAAGUAGUGCAACAUGGAGGAGAACAAUCUCAAAAUAUUAUAUAAUCCUCAUAUAAUGCCAUAAUCCAUGUACAUUGGUCAUUUCUCUGGAGAAAGCUUAUGACCCCACUUGCUCUGUCGUGGUGGACGCCUGAGCAUCUCAAUCAGCGCAGGCAGGUCUUUACAUUUGAUCCCACGAAAUGGGUAGACGCCCCACACCGAGGUUACUCAAUCUAUAUUCAAAUUUUUAUAUGCUAAGGCUCAAAGUAGUCGUAAAAAUCGAGGGACUCAAAGCAUUAGUUUCAUUAUGAAAUCCCAUGUUUUUGUGCUAACGGAAACUUAGCUUAAAGUGGAAAUCGCGAGCACCAAUAUUUCGGUAUAUGAAUACCAGCUCUUUUUGAAGUGGCCGUCAAAAUAGGCAGCGUGGUCGCAUAAAGACAGAAAUUUCGGCAAUUAUUUGGAAACGCACUCUCUCCAUCAAAUGUGAAUCCGUCUGGGCAAAGAUAAAGUUGAAUGAUUCACAAAGGCUAAGAGUUUGAAUGGUUCGCAGACCACAAAAUUAUCUCAAUGCGGCUGAGGAGUCACUCCUUCAUUCGGUCAAGUAAGUGGCUGGCUACCAAGAGGUUCUAUUGCUGUAGAUCUCAACGCAUCUGUAAUAGACAAUGAGAAUCUGGCAAAUGACGGUGCGCCAACUUCCUUCAGAAUUCCGUAUUGUGGAGGUACUGGACUGCAGCCUGGCCUUCGAUGACUUUUUUGAAUUCUCUACCACGGCCAACCUCCGAGGUCACUCGUUAAAACUGCGAAUCCAGCAGGCGAAUCUGAAUGUGCUGCAGUCAUCCUUCUCUGUCAGGGUUGUCAACACUUGGCAUAACCUCCCCGCAGAUGAUGUGACGUCACAAUCUAUAGAAAGCCUUAAAAAGAACCUGGACAUCUUUAUGUUCUGAAAUGAACAAGAGCGAUGAGAGAUAGGACUGAACUCCCGAGGUUCACGAUGCAUUUAUCAUGCUAUUAUGGACCCACUUGAAUCAUUUAGACCCACGUGAUUUCUCUGCAUGUAGUGCCCAAUUUUACGCUGCAAAUAACGUACUCACAGGCUCACGCCUAUUUCCCUCCAUAAACUGAGCUAAACUGUAGGCUUACGGACCUCACUCCAGACCUCUCUCUGACAUAGCAUGUAAAGGCACCAAGGAAACUUAGGGAGAACCAGAGAGAUAAAUGUUUAAGUCAAGUCUUUUCGCAAGGCUUCUCUAACGUUGACGAACUAUAUUCAAAUGUACCUCUAGGUAAGAGUGACCAUAGUACGCUAUUGCGUGAUUACUCGCUCUACUCCCGAUCCCAGAAGAGAACGGAAGGCCAGCGAAGUAUAUGGAAGGCAGACUUUAGCAUAAUGAACAGCGAAUCGGUGUUUGUGAACUGGAACUCUUUGCUCAUGGGGGAUCCAGAGGACGGCUAGAAAUCAUUUAAGAUGACUUCACCAGGUCAGAUUUGGCGUUGCUGCCCAAUGAAGGUAUAAAAGAGACUAGUUUCCUUGCUUGGUUAGCAAAAGGACUUUACAGGCGGUUAUGAAAGAAAAAUAAAAAUGGAGGAUACCUAGGAAAACUUGUAAGCCAGAACAUCUCAAGGAGUUCCUUACCGACGAAAUUUGGUCAGAAAAUGGAUCCGUCAGUCAAAGAACGAAGCCCAAGAUUUAUACCACUAUAUCAACAGCCGACUAAAAAGCAAGGGCCCAAUCUCAGUUAUUUAGGAUGGUAAUGAUGUAUAAGUCGUUGGAAACUGUGAGAAAGCCAGACAUUUGAGAAGGUUCUUUGAUACAGUAUUGAAUAUUGAAACGGAGUUUCAGGGUCACAGUGUCCGCAGUGCUGUUGUAACUGCAGAUACCUUUUUGAAUUUGUACUCUUCGCGGCAUCUGUCGUGGAACGAGAGCUGCAGAGUCUCAAAGGUGCAAAGUCGUGGGGUAGGGACAAUAUACCCGCAAACUGCUUGAGAGAAUUGGCGAGCGGACUCUCCAAACCACUAGCACAUAACUUACAUUCAUCAUUUGAAUUAGGGAAACUGACACCCGAUACACAAAAAGGGGCUCAAACCAAUGCUAUCAAUUGUCGGCCCGGCAGUCUUAGCUUCAUUUUUGUAAAAUAAUGAAAAUGUAUGUAUAUGUAUGUAUGUAUAUUGAAGGGUUACAGGCAGAGCCCUUGAUGACCCUAUUUAUGUACAGUGCUUUCGCAGAUUCAUACUCAAAAAUAAAAUAAAAUUGCUGGCAUUUAAAAUGUGAUUGGGUCACAGUUCAAUCGUAAUCAUAGGGUAGUGCAUGGGGUCACUGUACAUUAGUGCGGAAUAUUGUAUAUGACAGAUUUUACAAAGCUGGCUGUGCAUAGUCAUGCUGUACAAGCCGAUUUCUGUCGAAAACUAGACGAUCAAGUUUUCUUUUAAACACACAAACUGUGUCAGCCGUCACCAUCUCACUUGGAAGCGAGUUCCACGGUCUGACAACCCGCUGGCUGAACGAAAAUUUUCGUCGGUCUAAACGCGUGCGCUCAUUCCCGACUUUGUAUGCAUGGCCGCGUAGUUGGUUUGUACGGGCGAACUCAAAGAAGUCCUCUGCUCUUAAUGAGCAACCCUGACCGCGAACAAUCCGGAAGGUCCAGAGUAGACUGCAGUUUAUUUGUCUAUAAGAGAGAGGGAAUAGGCCAAGCAAAUUCAGCCUCUCCUGAUAAGACAAAUGCUUUAGACCAUUGCUACUUUUUAAUUUCGCCAGAAAUUACUGCUAAGAGUAGGUCAGUUUGAACCGACGUCUAGAGGCAUAAAUCGAAAUAUGAUGUAUGAAUACUCAGGCCGAUAUUUAUCAGCCACAGCAGGAUAACCGCGCGAUAUGUAAUAACUGCCGACAGAUAGCUAGUAGUAUAUAUUCAUAAUAAUUAUUCUUAUUAUUUUUAUUAAAGACUCGUCGGGGUCCCAUCAAGGCAAGUAAAAAUAAAUUUACAUGCGAAUUUUAGACGAGGUAGGCAAAAUCUGUACAAAGUGCAAUACAUAGUUUUUGAGAUUAGAAGUCCGUCAAGAAAAAUGAUAAGCGAGGGGUGAAAAAAAACUCCACAAGAAAAUUUAAAAAUGAUUGUAUUAAUUUUUCAGGAGAAAAAAACCCUCGAAAAAAAUAGAAACAGAAAAAUGCGGGCAGGACUGGCCUGCAUGUGGCGGUAUAGAAUGGAUUAUAGACGGACAUCGUCAGGGCCCGAAUAAAUGUCAGCUGUAUAUGGCAUUGUAUAACGGAUUUCAUGAAGGGGUAAGUAGGCGGGCCGGUCAGUACUGGCCUGUAUGUGGCCUUGAAUAAGGCAAAUAAGUGGCGAAAUUGAAAACCAGUCUCGAGGCGAUAGGAACCCAGAUGCGGUCGGUUGCAUUCAUCCGAGUCCAUCCGAGGAUGGGGCAAGGGAGAUGCGACCAGACUACUAGUAUAUGACAAAUACAGAAGGUUUCGCCAAAAGCGUCGAUGGAACGCAUUCUUCGAGGGCACGAUGCAUGAACUGAAAAAUUGGAAAAAUUAACAUUUCUGGUGAGGGAUCUUUGGAAGUGAGUCUACUCACAAAGGAAUGAAAUGUGAACAGAUACGGAAAUUUAAUGGCGGCAUACUAAAUUCCCGGUGGCCUUUCCCAGUUUCAUAGAAAAAGUUGUCUGGGAAGGAUGUGGAAAAUAAAAGUCUAAUCAAGUCAGUAUUCAGAUAAAUGCGUAGCCUUCUCUUAAAGUUGUGUAGAUUUUCUGAAGAUCUUAUAUUUAUUUGAAGGUUAUUCCAGGGGAAAGUAUAUCUGGAAGCGAAAAAGGGGACGCUUAGAGGUGGAGGACGCUGGAGGAGGUAUAAUCAAGGACGAGUUGCGAAGAUUCUAUGGGCGACUAUUAGGGGUGAGUGCUGAAAUCCAAGGGAAAAAUGAACUAUGAUUAAUGCGAAAGAGGAGACAGAAACCUGCUUCUAGUCUUCGAGCCCAUAAAAAUUUUAGGUUAAUUAGCUGGCAUCUGUCUGAGUAGGAGAUAUAGAUAGAUAGAUAGAUAGAUAAUUUUUAUUAAAGACCCGUCGGGGUCCCAUCAAAGCAAGUUAAAAUAAAUUUGCAUGCGAGUUUUAGACGAGGUAGGCUGAAUCUUUACAAAAUGCAAUUCAUAGUUUCUGAAUUAGAAGUCCAUUGAGAAACAUGAAGAUUGAGGGGUGAAAAAAAACUCCUCGGAAAAAGUUAAAAAUGAUUGGAUUAAUUUUACAGGAGAAAAAAACCCCUCUUUAAAAAUAAUAACAGAAAAAAAGCGAGCAGGUGGCGGUAUAUAACGGAAUGUUUUCGGUCAUCGUCAGGGUAUCAAUAAAUGUCCGCCUUGAUGGGUACGAAUGUGGGUCAGACAGGACUGGCUUGCAAAUGGCAUUGUAUACGGGAUUCACAAUUGAGAUCGUCUGGGCCGGAUUGGUACGCCGCGUCAAAGAGGCCAGACGAGAGGAACCGAGAUGCGAUCGGCCACAGCACGCUUCGAGCUCAGCCGAGCAGUGAGGAAGGGAGGUACGACCGAACUACUAGAAGACAGUGAAUACGGAGGGUUCCGCCGUGAGCGUCGACAGACCGCAUGAGGUCGGAAUGCGGGAGAUGACAUCAAAAACCGCGAAAAUUGUCGCUAUGGGGGAGGAGUAAUAGCAUUGGAUUUAGAAACCAAUUAAAAACAGGGGUUUCUAAUGAUAUAUUUAAGAGUUACCACUUAAUCUACCACUAAAUCCCAGGAGGACCCUUCUCGAAGUCAAGAAUCUGAGUGUUCGGGAAUGAGACCGUUAACAGUGCCUUUAUGCUUUCCGGUGUAAGAUGGUUGCGUAAUUUCGACUUGAAUACCAGUAACCUAGGCGAUAAUCUAAUUUCAGGCGGAAGAUUAUUCCAAAGGAAGGCAUACUUGGAAGCAAAGAAUAGGGAGCGCUUAGAUGUAGUACAAAGAGGCGGCGGAAUCACCAUGCAGGAGUUCCGCGUGGCAUAAGACCGAUCUCUCGGAGUGAGAGUGUCAAUGAGCGGAAGACUGGAGCUAGAGUUGAUGCGAAAAAGGAAGCAAAGGCCAGCUUCGAGUCUUCUAACCCACAAAAACUUCAUGUUCGCCAGCUGACAUCUCUGAGUAUAAGAAAUACUGGACGAAGCUUGAGAGAACAGUUUCCGAGUGAAAACCCUCUGAACAUUUUCGAUUUUAUUACGGUCGCAGGCGCUCAUUAAACCGAAGAAAGGACAGCAAUAUUCGAGGACUGGAAGAACAAACAUUUGAUAAAGUCUUAGCUUCAUUUCCGGAAGGAAAAAAUUAUGCGAUAUGAAUCCACAUAUCUGCGCGGCUUUGGCAGAGAUUCUAUCUGCAUGAGGUGAUAAAGCAAGUUUAUUUGUAUAACUUAGACCUAGGUCCUUUAUGGUGAGGCAUUCUGAGAGUGGGUUAUUCUGAAAAAUUAUGGGACCAGGAAGUUUGGUAGGACCAAAAGACAUGAAACUACACUUGGAUGAUGAAAACUCCAUCUGCCAUGUCGAACCCCAUCUGCUUAAGCGUAGUAAAUCGGCAUUAAUUUUUUCAACAAAAACAUUUGCGGUGUCCUUAGAGUAUGAGUAAACACACUUGAGGUCAUCGGCAUAAGUAAAAGUUUGCGAAUUUGCGAGUUCAGUCGAAAUAUCAUUGAUGUACAGAAGGAAGAGUAGCGGACCCAGGACCGUGCCUUGAAGUACGCCACUCGUGAUCGAGUGAGGUGUCGAGUAGCUAUUACCGACCAUGACUUUCUGAUAUCGGUUGGACAGAUAGGACCUAAUGAAUUCGAGUAGAGGCGGCCGGAUGCCGAGGGCUUCCAAUUUUACUAAAAGACCUCUAUGGGGUACCUUGUCAAAGGCUUUGCUAAGAUCAAAGUAAAUAACAACCACUGACUGCCGCUCAUUACGAAGAGAAGUGAUUAGAUUAAGAAAAGCCAAGUGGCAUGUUUCGCAGGAUCGUUCAGGUAAAAACCCAUGCUGACUAGAGCUCAGAAGCCGAUUAGCUAGACAGAAGUCAAGAAUUUCAUUGAAAAUAAUCCUUUCAAGAAGUUUUGCUAGAGACGGCGUUUGGAUGUUCCUUAUCUAAAAGUUUUUUAGAAAAACGUCUUUGGAAAUUUUCCAUUUUUAAACGACUAGCUUCCUCCAUCAAACCAAAGAAUGGGCAACAAUACUCGAGAAUGGGAAGUACAAACAUACGAUAGAGCCUUAAUUUAAUUUCAGGAAGAUAGAAAUUGAAAUAGAAAAUUUGGCUGCAAGAUACUAUACCCUCGUUAAGAGCUCCAUCGCGGUCCCAGGCAAGAUCGUUCUUGUAUUUCCAGCUUAUUGUUCUUGACCGAACAGUCGACUCGCGCACUGGACGAGGAUGGUUGGGUCAACAUCCUCAAGACGGCGUCCGACAAAGACUCAUAAAAACUCCUAAUCUACAAAAUAGUUGAUAAUAAAAAAAGAAGAGCGGCCGACACGGAUCGCAGAUUUUCUUACGGAGAGACCGCAAACCGUGUGCGUUGAUACCUCAAAGCCAACUUCUACGCUUAUUCGGAGUGGUGUCAGUCAGUCAGUCAGUGUAUUUGAAGGAAAUAGGCUUACGUCAUUGAACUCCCUAUUUGUACACAAAAAAAUCGAUAAAUAAGCAAAAAUGUGAAGAAAUUACAGCAUUACGUGAAUGCAGACAUUGAUUCACAUAUGUCACUGGUCUCAUGGUUAAAAACUCACAUAGUCCGCUUGUUGCUGCAGCACAUGUCUGUCAAGCCGACAUUUAAAUGUCGCCACAGAUUGAGACAUGUCAACCGUCUCGGGCAGGUUAUUCCACAGUUCCAAGACACGGUUGGAAAAGAGAUAUUUUCUAACAUUCAACCUGUCCUGGGGCACACGUAGCUUGAAGGGAUGUCCCCGGAUUUUAGUUGUUGUGGCGAGUUGGAAAAAGUCAUCGCACCGAAGGGCGCAGUCCAAGCCACGCACGAUAGCAAAAGUUUCUAUCAAGUCUCCGCGCAAGUGCCUAUAACUCAGAGGAUAGAGAUUAAGGUAAGUUAAACGAAUCUCGUUUGGCAGUGCACUUUGACCUCUUACUAAUUUUGAUGCUCGCCUCUGCACCCUUUCAAGCAGAUUGUAAUCCUGAUGCGUCCAUGGUCUCCAGACCUGAAUUGCAUAUUCGAGAUGCGGCCUUACAAACCGAGGACCUCGAAGAAGCAGUCUUCAUCGAAAACUGCGAAUGCCCGCUUGAUGGCAUAUAACGUUGAAGUUGCGGCCUUGGCCGCCUUACAACAUUGUGUAGAAGGCUUUAGGCUGCCUGCAGCCCAGACUUUGAGAUCUUUCUGCGUUUCUGCAUCUCGAAGUAGUAUUCCUGAAAUAGACUGGGUUUCCAAUAGCUAUCUACCCAGAUUCCAGCCCUUUCAAUAUAUUUUCAAUUAUUCUAAUUGGUCCCAACUGGUGCGUUCUCCAACAAGAGAUAAUCACAUUUUAGAUCUAAUCUUUAACAAUGACAUUGCUCCUCUUUCUGUUGCUUUAAAAAAGGAUCUCUUUGACAGUGAGCACGUAUUAAUUCAUUGUUGCCUGCCGCUUGCCUUUUCAAAAAAGACCAGCGUCCUUCGGAUUUACAUGAAUUACGACUGCGUAGAUAACGACUUAAUAAAUAACUAUACUAGAUCUUUGGAUUGGUGUGGCUUCCUCACUUGUAGCGAUGCAACCAUUCUUCGUGAUAUCAUGUCCAAUGUUUCCAAGGACAUUCUAGAGUUUGUGCCGCGUAGAUAUCUCAAACCUAAUUCUUAAGAUUCCCUUGUUCCUCAUUGCCUUCACAACAGACUAAAAAACUUGAGGCGACAGCUGCGUGGCCCAUCCACUAGUUCCUUAUCUGUUCAUCUUAGAAUCACAGAGAUAUUUGAGAUGGCCUCAAGGAUGCGCCAAGCGCGCGACAGGCAAAGAGAAUCAAUUGCUCUCAGUGGUUCGAACCCUGGCAAAUCCGUUGUUAACAUCUUCCGUCAUCGGUCCUCCUCUAAGCGUGGUCACGAACUUCCGCCGCUGCUAAAUGAUAACAAAGUCUUCCUCACCGAUGACACUGACAAUGCGGAGUUGUUUAGUGAUUUCUUUGCAAAACACCUUGCUACCGAGUCCGAUCCGGUCCCUUUCUUUCCAUCACUUUCAGAUAGGACACUUAGUACAAUUGAUGUCUCCUCAGAUCUAAUUAAGAAGCACAUAAGCCGUUUGAAAUACUCACACUGCUCAGGAACGGACGGGAUUCCGAAUUCGAUUAUUAAGCAAGCGUCCGACCUUCCCAUAUUGCCUAGUCAUUUAUUCUCUGUUUAUAUUUCAAAAGGAUUCUUUCCUGAAACCUGGAAAACGUCAAUUAUCAUUCCCGUUUUCAAGUCAGGAUCUCGGUCCGAUGUUAAUAACUAUCGGGGCGUGCACAAAACUCCGUCUCUAGCAAAGCUUCUUGAAAGGAUUAUUUUCAAUUAAAUUCUUGACUUCUGUCUAGCUAAUCGGCUUCUGAGCUCUAGUCAGCAUGGGUUUUUACCUGAACGAUCCUGCGAAACAUGUCACUUGGCUUUUCUUAAUCCAAUCACUUCUCUUCGUAAUGAGCGGCAGUCAGUGGUAGUUAUUUACUUUGAUCUUAGCAAAGCCUUUGACAAGGUGCCCCAUAGAGGUCUUUUAGUAAAAUUGGAAGCUCUCGGCAUCCGUCCGCCUCUAAUCGACUUCAUCAGGUCCUAUCUGUCCAAUCGAUAUCAGAAAGUCAUUGUCGGUAAUAGCUACUCGACACCUCACUCGAUCACGAGUGGCGUACUUCAAGGCAGGGUUCUGGGUCCGCUACUCUUCCUUCUGUACAUAAAUGAUAUUUCGACUGAACUCGAAAAUUCGAUAACUUUUACUUAUGCCGAUGACCUCAAGUGUGUUUACUCAAAAUCUAAAGACACGGCAAACGUUUUUUGUUGAAAAAUUAAUGCCGAUUUACUACGCUUGAGCAGAUGGGGUUCGACAUGGCAGAGGGAGUUUUCAUCAUGCAGGUGUAUUUUCAUGUCUUUUGGUCCUGCCAAACUUCCUGGUCCCAUAAUUUUUCAGAAUAACCCACUCUCAGAAUGCCUUACCAUAAAGGACCUAGGUCUACGUUAUACAAAUAAGCUUGCUUUAUCACCUCAUGCAGAUAGAAUCUCUGCCAAAGCCACGCAGAUAUAUGGAUUCACAUCGCAUAAUUUUUUCCGUCCGGAAAUGAAGCUAAGACUUUAUCAAAUGUUUGUUUCUCCAGUCCCCGAAUACUGCUGUCCUUUCUUCGGUUUAAUGAACGCCUGCGACCGUAAUAAAAUCGAAAAUGUUCAGAGGGUUUUCACUCGGAAACUGUUCUCUCAAGCUUCGUCCAGUAUUUCUUAUACUCAGAGAUGUCAGCUGGCGAACCUGAAGUUUUUGUAGGUUAGAAGACUCGAGGCUGGUGUUUGCUUCCUUUUUCGCAUCAACUCUAGCUCCAGUCUUCCGCUCAUUGACACUCUCACUCCGAGAGAUCGGUCUUAUGCCACGCGCAACUCCUGCAUGGUGAUACCGCCGCCUCUUUGUACUACAUCUAAGCGCUCCCUCUUCUUUGCUUCCAAAUAUGCCUUCCUUUGGAAUAAUCUUCCGCCUGAAAUUAGAUUAUCGCCUAAGUUACUAGUAUUCAAGUCGAAAUUACGCAAACAUCUUACACCGGAAAGCAUAAAGGCACUGUUAACGGUCUCAUUCCCGAACACUCAGGUUCUUGACUUCGAGAAGGGUCCUCCUGGGAUUUAGUGGUAGAUUAAGUGGUAACUCUUAAAUAUAUCAUGAGAAACCCCUGUUUUAUAUUAGUUUCUGAAUCCACUGCUAUCACUCCUCCCUCAUAGCGACAAUUUUCGCGGUUUUUGAUAUCAUCUUCCGCAUUCCGACCUCAUGCGGUCUGUCGACGCUCACGGCGGUACCCUUAGUGUUCACCGUCGCUCGGCUGAGCUCGAAGCGUGCUGUGGCCGAUCGCAUCUCGGUUCCUCUCGUCUGGCCUCAUUGACGCUAAUAGUCUCAUGCGACGUAUCAAUCCGGCUCAGACGAUGUCAGUUCUGAAUCCCGUAUACGAUACCUCAUGCAGGCCAGUCCUGUCUGACCCGCAUGCCUACCCCUCAAGGCUGAGAUGUAUUGCUACCCUGACGAUGACCGACAACAUUCCGUUAUAUACUGCCACCUACAGGCCAGUCCUGCUCGCUUUUUUCUGUCAUUGUUUUUACUGUGGGGUUUUUUUUCUCCUGUAAAAUUAAUCCAAUAAUUUUUGACUUUUUGUACGGUUUUUUUCACCCCUCACUAAUGCAUUUUGUAAAGAUUCCGCCUACCUUGUCUAAAAUUCAAAUGUAAAUUUAUUUUAACUUGCUUUGAUGGGACCCCGACGGGUCUUUAAUAAAAAAUUAUCCUAUCCUCCCCUAUCCAUUUGAGAAGUUUGCCGCCGAUACCCAUUAUUCUCAACUUGUGCAGGAGAAGCUGGUGCGGAACACUGUCGAACGCCUUCCGGAAAUCAACAUAGGCCACGUGCACAAUGUGUUUUGCGUCCAAUGCACUUGUCCAACUUUGAAUUGUAUAUAGCAAGUUCGUUACACAUGAUCUUCCCCUACGGAAACCAUAUUGUGCAUUGGAUAAGAGGUUGUGGCUCUCCAGAUAAGCCAUCACCUCCUUUUUGAUGGUUUUCUCCAUCACUUUGCAGCAGAUUGAUAUCAGACUGACGGGUCUGUAGUUCGUUGCAAGAGCACGAAUACCGCUUUUGUAAAGGGGUGUAAUGUGGGCCGUCUUCCAUUCUGUGGGAAGGAUUCCAGCAUCGAACGAUUCCCGUCACAGAAAGGAUAGUGGCUUGGCCAGCUCUCAGGCCAAACGUAGAGCCGUUCUCUCUCUGAGACUACAUCAGCGACUGUGUUGACGACCUGAGUUGUAGCGUCCUCCUGGUUGCUGACGAUAUUAGUCUGUGGAAAGCCAUCAGGUCAAACGCAGACAGGCAUGCAUUUAAAGUCUCAAAUCGACUCAGCAUCUGACCAGCUCGUUGGUCCCUAGCUUCUAAUGUUGUGGUCAUGAGACUCCGUACAAGAAGGAUUAUUGACGAGGAUAAUCCCUUAUGAUACCUCUAUGAUGGACAGCCUUUUUAAAAUGUUGAGUGAGAGAAAGACCCCGGCGUUCUAAUAAUAUCCUCAUUCAAACCAUCUUCAAAGAAUCUAAAGGUAGCCAAACGCGCGAUACGGUUUUUAUUCCCGCUGAUGCGGGAAUAUGUGCAGAUCGAUAAGGAGCUGUUCGGAGUAACCUACGGGACAUUCGCUCGAUCUCACUUAGAGUAUGCCGCCCGGGCCCGGCAAUUUCGGUUCGAAAAGGAUUCUCAACAGCUGAAAAGAGUACAGGUGAGGGCUAUAAAGAUCGUAGCGAAUCAUUAUCAUCUGCCUUACGGAGCCAAGUACAAUAACGGGCAACCGAGAGGCGAACUCACUUAAACCUACCAAAUUGUCAGUGGUCGUGAGUGUGGCCUAGACUUUGACGUCUUCUUCGAAUUAGCUAGGACGAACCGCCUGCAUCAUUAUCCUUUCAAACUGCAGAAGAGGUUAGUCCUCACGGACGUUCGACUGAGCGUUUCCCCGCAGAGGGUUGACGCAGCAUGAAACAGACACCCUGACGCGGUGGUUCUCCUGGAAACUGUUGAAACAUUUAAAUACAAACUUGGCAUUCAUGUGCUGAGAAACUACUGUGCGUAUAAUCACGAUUGUCAGUGGCGACAACUUAAGCCUGACCUAUACAUACCGAUGGCUUUUCACUUCUUAGGGUUGCUGGUCUAAAGAUUGAUCAUAUUUAUGUUUUGGGUAAUUAAUAUAGGGCUCCAAGGCCACGUUUUUUCUUCCGUGCCUAUUUCUGUUCAAAGUGAAUGUGUGCAAAAUCGUAACUAUAUCUAGUGGCCAUUUGACUAAACAACAAAAACUUCCCCGUUGACAGGAAGUUGCAGUUAUGCACUUCUACAGACAUUUAAAAAUCCUUUCCUACUAUACCGGCGUAACAUAAGCCUUAGUGGUUUAAACACAGAGCAUAAUUUGAUCAUAUUCGCUAACUGUGGCGAUUGGCUAAAUAACGAUCUCGCGGUAUGAGCAAACCGCAACGAUUGUUUUGUAAUACUAACUGUGCGUCACGAGCGUGUGCAUCUUUACGUUUGGUCUUAUCGCUGUAGGGGCUUGACGCUCCCUGGAAUUAUGAGUGCAUGCGCAGAUAUCCUAAAAUUUUGCAUCCUCGGUCUGAUAUUAAGAUUUGUCUGCCAGGAGUAUUGUCCAGAUGAUUUUCUUGCCAGUAUUGCACAUGCUGCCACAGAGGACUGGGAAAGAGGUAACGGGCGCGCUUCUUUUACAACGUUCUCUAUAGUAAAGGAGGAGAUGUUUUUAUUUCGUAACCCCAACGUCACAGAAGCUUCCAUGGCUCUAAAAGAAGUAAAUCGAAUUCUUUAUAUGCUCCUUUUUUAGCCGCCACUAUUUCUUUUUUUGUUGAAAGCCUUCAAUUCGGUGCUUUGUGAUCGUCUCAUGUUUUGGGUAGGUCAACGUCUGGUGCUCGGACACUUCUAGAUCCUGGAACUGUUGGGUUUUUUCUCCUUCAUCGUAUAUGACAUGUCAAUGAAAAGACAUUCGGUCGACAGUUUAAAUGUCUCUUGGUUACCAGCUGCAAUUUUCGUGUAAGCACUGUCCCGUUUUCCUCCUCAGCAAGUGGUGUCUAGAAGGGUCUUUACUUCCUGAACUAGAUAGCGUACUAUUUGUCUUGCUCUUUAAAGUACGGCGAUUCUUUCGGUGUUGCGUCAGAGCCUGAUAAACAGUACCGUCCAUAGGCUAUGUGUUAUUGGCAGACUAAAGAGACGGGAACGGCUGUUUUUGAUUUUGGUGCGAUUUGCAUACUCAGUUCUGCAUGCUGGGAACGCUCAGCUCUGUAUUCUUGUUUCAAAUCAAAAUAAGGAUCUUCAAUUCUGUCGUACAGUAGGAUGGCUUAGACUUCGUGAUGCCUCUUAAAUGUCUUUGGAGUUACCGGCGCAAACCUAAUAUUGCAUGUACUAACAGGUGCUUUCUUCACAGAAAUCGUUUUUAUUUGCAAGUGCUUGGCUACAUAAGAAGCAUCUGCGCCCUGUUUUUGGUCCUCAAAGGCUUAAAUAACCCAUCUCAAUCUCAACUUGUCUCACAGUCAAGUUCCUUUUUGCAUCCAUUAUCUAUGUCAAGUAAUAUUUACCAAAUCCUUGUCAGUAGUUCGCUUGCCGUAUAAUCGUCUUGUCUUGAUCUGUCUUACCCUUAAUUUUUCAUAGAUACUGCUUCAAUCCAUAUACCAUCUUCACAUUCGCGAGUCAAUCUGUCGGAAUAUUUUCUACACUUACGGUUGUUUGGACGUUCAUUGGCAUGGCUUCAGGUGAUAUUUAAUGUCCUUAUUUUGGUAUUGGACCUUUUUUGCUCAGCUCCACAUUAACGAAACCCAGGUUAUCGUAUGUUGUCUGCUAUGAAUUUUAUCUUCUUCCAUGAAUGAAACACUUAUUAACGACUUAUAUUCCAAUUCUAAUGGUCUAGCUCUUAAAUGUAGAAUUUGAACCGUAGUCCAUUUGAUUUUUGCGCUUAACAGUCUACUUGUUAAACCGUGAGCCAACGUUCUGUCCGUUUUGAGGGUUCUAGACCGGAGUUCCCAAAAGGCCUUUAGUUCGUCCUGAAAAAACCGACUCGGUGCACCGUACUUCCUUGCGAUAAAUUUGGGUAGUAUCUAGAUAUGUGCUGACCAUGAGAAGAAAUUUGUUCCGUUGUUCUCUGUUGUGAUCUAACAUUAUUAGCCUUUGUGUCCUUUUCAUUACUUUCCGCCUAUACUUCCAUACUUUGGAAGUGUCAAGUCAUUGCUACUGCCCUCAACGUCCAGAAAUACCGUCUUGUGCAUACCGUUUGUCAGUUUGUCGAUCUUUCCUUUCAGACCACACGACUUUGGCAAGUGUUAUGUGCGCCAUUGGCUGCUAUAUAAAUAUCUACUCAGGCUACUUACUGUUCGCCAUCGUUGCGCAGGUCCGCCAGGUGAGUUCGAGCAUUGAAAGUUAAGAGUUGACGUGAAGUUGGUGCAUAUUAUGGCUUUUUAUGUCUUAGUGUUCGUUCCUAUGACAUAUAUUCACGAUAGUCAUAUCUACGUCCCCAUUCAGCAGACUUCAGGUCUCUCAGUUUUCUAAGACUGUUACACGACCACCUAAGUAAUAGGGAAGUUUUGUUAACAUAUACUUCUAGUUCCCUAUUACCGUGCUUGAGUAAUAUAAAGUUUUCCAGCGACCUGGCACUCGCAUGCAACACAAAUGUAGAUGUGAUCUUUUCGAACUGAUCUGCUUGGCCUCCAUAUUUGAGCAUCGCUAACGACAAGUAUAUACAUUUAUAUUUUUGUUACUCGAUGACCGCCUCCUUCUCCACCGAUUGCUGACUGGGAACCAUCUUACUAUGAUCAGGCCCGGAAAAUUAGGACAUCCUAACUUGUCGACUUCAAAUAUCACACGUCACAUUUAUACUGGCAAUUAUCUCUCCCUGAAGCCCUGCUCGGUAGGGACCUCGUGUCAACGUUUGCGGUCUCCCCCAAUUCGCUUGUGAGACUUGAAUGAACUGCCUAGACCUUCGAUGACUUUUAUAAAUAAUACUCAUACGCUGAUUUACAGAGCCAAACGAAGGUAUGGAGUUGCUUACCUUUUGGAGUUGAAUUCAAAUCUGACUGUCUGGUCGCUAGUAGCGUUGGCUCAAAUAAGUAACGCCCAACUGUGGUGCUUAAUUUCGACCGAUGAAAAGAGCGAUGUCAUUGUCUGAAAGUAGCCCAUCUAGACGUAGCCUUUGUUCGUUUGAGACUAAUGUGCAAAUUACACCCGUAUCGAAAUUUUCACACGCUAUUCAUUUUGUGACCAACAGCCACUUUCUGCCACCACAUCGGUCGCUUCUGCUAUCACGGCUUGAAACCUACUUGCCGUUUCAGUGUUGCUACUAUUUCGAAUGGAGCAUACUUACUUAGUUGACAGUUUGACUCCCUGAUUUGAAGGCGGACCAUCCCAUCAUUCACUAGCACGUAUUUCCCAUCUCCCUCUUUGGUAUCGUUGAUUUGGCACCCUUUUGUGUCAUGUAUUUCCCUUGGUUAGUAAGCCUUCUGAUCGGUUGCUUAUUUUUGACAGAUGCCUUGUCCUGCUUCACCCCGUAAAACUACCUUGUCUCCACAUCAGCGAUGAUGUCCUGGUGUAACCACUCAGCUAAUGGGAUAUUCUUAGAUGACUAUGUUUGUGAGGUCGUCAGUGCGAUAUACCUUGUUGAGCUCAUGUUUGUAAAAGCACUUAGUUCAGUAUUACUUCGCAUAUUUUGUUCGGAAAGCUGUGCACUCUUUACAAAAUGUCAAAAUGAAUAUAUUGCUACAUUGCCUUCAGUUUAAUAAAUCACGCGUUCAUUUGGUGUAACAGGGCUCUCUCGCUCGUUCGAGUGGUGUUCUUCAAGUAAAUGUACAUUCGGUUUGUUUUUAAGUACCGCUGUCGUGUUUGCCUCUACUACGUUCACGGGCAGUUCACUCCAGUGACCGACGACUUCUAUGCUUUCUUUUAAUCGACUAAUACGGAGGUCAUUUUCAAUUCACAAUGCUCUUUCUGUGGUUUCCCUUUUAGACGCCUACUCGGGUAGUCAAGUCGGUUCUGGCGUUUGCUCUGUGCCUUGGUGGUCUGCUACUCGCAUCUGCACACCUUGAUGGUGGAGAUUGGGGCUUCCUACGCUACACUUACCUUUCCAAGUUAGUUCCACCCCUAGCCGGUUGAUUGGUUGUCACCUCAUAGCAUUCUAACGAGCUCCAAACUUUUGCCCAUUAAGUAUCUUCGCCGUGAAUACUACGCCCAACAUGGGCCUCUUCUGGUAUAUGUACGUGGAGAUGUUCGACCACUUCAACACCUUCUUCGUGUGGACUAUGCAGCUACUCAUCUUUGGCACUUGUUUGGCCGCCACUCUGCGCUUCUAGUAAGCAGACCACCUAAGUCAUAUUCCUGAUAUUUCAUAAAAUUGCCCUCGUCCUCCUAACCAUAAUUGUAAAAUCACUUUCCGCGACAUCUAGGCUUUUCAAGCAUGACAUUAGACUGAAUGAUAUUACCGACAAAGACGAAGGAGACGGGAAUGGCCAUUUCUGGCUUAUUAGCCGUCGUCAGCCAGUCAUACCCAAUCCCGAAGUGUGGAACACCCGAGGUUCGGUAAUAUCAUUCUGCCUAUAUCAUGCGCCGCUGUGCGGCUGCUGGUUGGGCUCGAGAGAGAGAGAGUGUAUAAGGCACAACGGGACGAGUGAGUUCCGUAAGAACGAUCGGUGAGCGCCCCCUACCAUUGGCAUUAGACACUAAUCUGCGAAAGACACCACAGCGCGGGAUAACAGACUUCACAUGCACAUUUCUCGUAAAGGCUGUUCCUUAAAUAACGAUAGUUUUUUAAUUGUCCAUAACUUCUAGUCACCAGGACGUUUUCUGAAGUAGACUUUAAUCCGAAUAGCAUGUCCUGAUAGCCGGAGCGUGAUCUUCAAGCAAGACAGCGACGAUAGCGCACAGACAACACAAUCGACGUGAAUUCAAAGAUACCACAAAAAAUAGGAGGUUGGAUGGCCGAUAGAGUUAUUAAUAAUGGAAACGUCAUAUAACAGUUGCUUCAGUCGCACUUGUGGUGGUGGCGGCGCGGCUAGCUGGCCUCCCAAUCUUCAUGAUACCGUCUUAACAUAGGAGACUGGAAAGUGGGGAGUGAGUAGGGAUGAUUCUGCGCAAGUCAUUUCUUCAAAGACACUGGCGGCCCCGUCGGAGUCGCCGGACAAACUGCCGACCGUCGUUGAUCUGAGAUCAAGACUGCUGCGCAUGUUUUUACAACCAAGCAUCCAUCUGCCGUCGCCUUACGCAGUUUCCUGAAUGACCGGCCUGUUUUUAGGGUCUUGAGGGAAUAAUCUAGCUCUGAUUUGUUUGUUUCCUAGACUCUGUUCUUUCGUGCAUACAAAAGAGACCUCUUCUGUCAUCCUCUCCUCUCCUAGUGAGGAUCCUCUGUUUUUGGCGGUGAUUUUAACCAUGUCAACGGGAAUUCUGAAGCCCUACAAUAGCAUAGCUGACCUAGGAUGCUCACUGGCCCUUGCUGCGCACUGGCGCCAUCUGACCCCCUGUAAGUAUUUGCCUUUGUGUAAGUGUAUUGACUGCUUUUUGCGUAAAAUUCCUGAAACGGUGGCUGUUUACGUUUUUUUUUAUCGCCUAGGCCGCUUUUGUUUGCAUGACCACCUUGCGGUAGCCGGUAGGUAGUCGUCCCUCCGUCAUCCCUACCACCGGAUUGGCUGCUUUUUAGUUGUACUUACUUGUACUUGACGCGACUGUGGUCAUGCCUGAUCUGGCCGGCUUCGAUGAGGUCACUCAUUGUAACUCUCCACGUUUGGCCAUCUGCGACAGCGGAUCUGGAAAGCUCGACCCAUUCUCUACUCCGAAUACCGAAGGUUCAAGAACCACGUCCAUGUCUUGACGAAGUGUGUCGAGCCAGGUCUUGAGUUGACCUUCCCUUUAACGCCUCCAGGUGGGCAACGGCGCCGGAUCAAGAGACAGACUACCAAAGACGCCCUAAAACCACCUCAGUGGUCUUUCUUGGGUGACCUGUUGCACCCAGCGAGCGUGGACUGUCAUUAGAAACCAUGUCAAUGUACUUCACCCAGUGGAUGGUUCACAGUCAACUUUGGUCCAAUGCCUCCACCUCAUCACAUUCACAACCCUGCACGAGGACCUAUCGAAGGGACACCCAGUACAUGCAGCUCUUUGUGGCGAUGAAGAUGUCGUGUCGGAUUCGUAGGCACCUACUGAGGAUAAUGAAAAUCCCGCAAGCAACAUCGACUCGGAAGACAGUGUCGUCUGUCCUUUUGGCAGCAGUCUCAUCCAGGCGCAUUUUAAGCUGUCCACUUCUUCAAGCUGACAGCCAUUUAUCACGAGGGGUGCCUUCUCCUUAUGGAUGGACCGACCAAAGUAGCAACUUUAUUCGUCCGCGGCACCAAGUACUGUAGAUCGCCAGAGCUGGAGACGAGCAAGUCGAUAUCGUCGGCAUCCAGGUGGAGAGUCAACAUCUUGUAGGGUCCUUCCGAGAAUACAGCUAAUGACGAAGUGAAACGAAUGGACAACAGAAUGCGACCCCCUAUCAACACCAGACCAGAUAUCGAACUGCCGAGGCAGAUUGUUGUGUUGCCUUUUUUCACGUCUGUACAGGAGUAGGCGAAUAAGUCGCACAAAAGUAAGUGCCCCUCCCUCCCAGAUCGUAUUAUCUGAGGCAGAAGGGUCUACGCAGAGGCCCACAUCAACCCGUGCGGACAACUCGGGAGGCUUGAGUACGACCGCCAGUUCUUUUCAACUUUCCCAUUAGUGACCGCGAUCUGUCCCGCGCACGGUGUACCAAGAUUUCACACAAACAACAAAAGAGGGGAGGGUGUACUGCCACACCCCCUGGUCUACAACAUACACUGAUCAGGAUUUUAUACAAGAAAAUACCGGGGGGCCUCUCGGAUCCCCCUCGGUGGGAGUGCCAUAGAGGUCACACUAAGAAGGAGUCGUCGCAGCCUGACUCUCAACCCAUCAGUCCGCCACUCCACACACGAGACUGGCCGCGAGGACAGAUUUGUCUCCUCAUUUGGCUGCCCUCCAAGCCAUCACUUCUAGCGCCCUGUGAUAGAAUCCAAGCCUGGCAGACUUAUCGUAGUGACGAAUGCGUUGCAGUGUCGUGGGAAUGAAGUUUCUAGCGCAGGUGCCUGCUUUAAGCCCACACACCUGUUUCCGCAGCUCCAUGACGCUACUGCAAGGAGUUGGACUGCUCUGACUCUCACGAAAAGGAGUACUGAUGACUGCCCUGGACCUCUUCCUUAAGAAGUGUGAUUUCGUCUACACAAACAUUAAAAAUACAAUCUCCUGAGUGGUUGAAAGGAAUCCCAGCAAAAAGCCAGCUUGCUUGAUCUGCUUGGGUAUUGCGUGGCUAUGUUUCAGCCUACCUAGCAUUGCAACUUCGUUAAAAUAGCCUGUGCUGUCCGAAGGCACACGCUUGUGUCUUGAGCAGCCUCCCCGCCCCAUAUCCGGUCUACGGCUUCGCGUUCUUCAUGUGUUACGAGACCCGCACGAGGACCAGUCACAUACCCACCUUAGGGGCAAGCCAUCGACAUGAGUUAUGUGUUUGUUGCCAGUGCGCAUGUGGCACCGGCAGACAAGCUCUCUAACUCUGCCAGCCACUGUGCCCAGACAUCUGAUUGGCUCGGACAGCGGCUGGGCUCUGGCAAUGUGAAUAGAGAGUGCGGUCGACGACUCAGCGCGUUUCCCUCACUAUGAAUGAUCUUACGCGUUUGAAGCUAUUACGGUGUGCUAAAAGCUCUGACUUGGAAGGUUGCCAACCGACGGGUCAACUCGGAUCCCUCUCCCCCCAGUAAGCCCAGUUUGCAUUUGCGUGAAUAGGAGGACUAGUGGACUGAGAGUCAGGCUGCAGUAUUUCCUUCUAAAUGUUGUCCCCAGGGCACUCCCACUCCGCGGGAUCCGAGACGCGUGGCAGCACGCCUAGGGGCGACUCUGGCCGCGCCGGCCUCCUCCGCCUUCUUUCGCCCUCGGUCUUCUUGACUCUGUCUUAAUACAGGGUCCGGGUGGGGGCAGAGGAGAGGUUGCGGUAGAUGCUGUGCAAGCCCACUACCACUAUAAACUAGUUCACGCGAAAGUCACCGUCCCUGCUCUCGCCCUGCUGUGGAGCACAGGGUGGACAUCGUCGAAAUCGACGCGAUGAGUGGCGGCGUCUGUCAGCUCCCACCAGUGCAGAUUUCCACGCGUAUCUAAUUGAGUCCGUGUUUGUUUUUUGUCUGUCACCCUUACCAGACUUUAGGAACCUGCCCUUCACGCUCGGUCUGAUGGGGACGGCACUUAUCCUCUCGCCUCUCUUCUACUUCACUUGGUUACGGACAGCCACGUCGAAUGCGAACUUCUACUUUGCGGCUGCUCUCAUACACAGUCUCGGGCGUGUAAGUCCGUAUUCCUUAUCGGGUCCAUAAGAACUACUUUGCACGCCCCGCCUCCAUCUCCCCUUCCCCUCCCGCCCUCCUCGCCUUUCUUCCAACACUUUUUUGCAACCAAGCCCGAACCGACGAGCGGUCAAUAAUAAUUGAUCUUCUUGACUGUUGUUUAGCAAAUGCGCUGCAGGCAAGCGCUACAAGGAUGCAGACUUAGAACCUCCUGGUGACCGCGAAUACAAACCGUAGUGGCGAUGCGCAUAGUCUCGUCCACCACAGUGCGCUAUCCAAUAUUGCGCAGUUUUACGACUCCUGGGCUUCACUUUAUCACGAAAUUAUGCGUCGAAUGGUCGAAAAAUGCAGCAAAUGGGGACUGCAGUGGUUUUACGCUGACCUGCCUUGCUUGCUUUUACUCGGCACCGGAGGAUCGAUGUUUACUCGAAGUGCAUGGAAUAAUUCUGAAUUUUUCCGGAGGGGGGGAGGGAGGAGAAGGUCAGGGGAACAGUUCCAGACUUGAGCUUAUCAACCCAUAAGAGUAAGAGGCAGGACCUAACGUUUUCGCUCGUAUACGCUCCAGCACGAAAUGACCCCAGGAAGAUGGUGGCUAUGCAACGGCCAUGACUGUAUACCGAUCCGGGAGAUAGGUUACUUAUAAACGUAUUUGAGGCCUCAUGCUUGCAGUAACAGAUGACAGGUGCUGGCACCCAUUCCUUAGGGCCGCACUCGCUGCUAUCUUGCAAAAUGUGAGUUGUUUUGCGUGUUCCGAUGCCUACUGUGUCUGAUGUGAAAGUAUAACGUAUUAUUUUGUCAGUAGCGCUGGCCCCGGGCGUACUGACGUUCCUGAAGUAAACAGAUGGUAGGUCUGACUCUCAAUCGUUAAAUGCCUGCCGGGGGGGGGGCACUCCGCGAGCAGACAUCAUAGGCCGAUGCGUUUCUCAUUCAUCGUAGCUUGGCCAAAAAGGACACCAUAGCAACUGAGGCCUCAUAACCGUCUUUCGGCGAUGGGGGAGCCAAGUAUCUCUUCCGACCGACCGAGUUGCCUGUCCUCAUGCUAAGUGACGCGCACUUCAUACAUGCUGACGUCGCGAUUGACAGCCUCCGGGUCAGUACGCUGAUGCUCUUCAAGGAGAUCAAGACGUUUGCCCCGCACACACAGGUGCCGCUCCUGCCAAUGGGUACCGACAAAAAGCGUCGCAAGCCACUGCGACAUUACCAGGCUUCGCUCGCCGCCAUCCUGUGCAAUCCCGAAGCCUUAAACUGGAAGUCGUUCGUGCUCCAAACUGGCCCCUGCAACCGCGAAUCGUCGAGCCACGACCUCUCCUGCUUUUAGGGCAACCCAUAGGCUGUGCUUUGUGUAUCCUGAUUUGACUCACUGAGAGCAAAUGAGGUCGAGGAGAGCAACUUUCCGUCGAACACUUGUCUGUGCAGUUUGAACUCUGGUCUUCACAUGCGUACAAGCAUUCUGCAGGGUUAAGAGCGAUCUCUCGCAGACAGUACUUAUUGUUGGGUGGCAGCUGGUUGGCCAUUAAAAAAGCCGCCUACGCCCCAUGGAACAGGCGCAGAGGCAGACUUUCACGGCUUCUACUGCGCGCUCCCCCCUCCAAUCGCCUUGCUGCGACGGCCGGUGGUGUGCGCGGACCCGUUUACGCGCGCCACACACGGCCUCGCACGAACGAGAAUGCCACGAAGCCUACAUUAAGGGGGGGGGGGGGCAUGACGGUUUACGUUAAGCCUUUUGUCAUAACAUUUCGAUCACGCUGCGUUAACUCCCAUUUCAGACCCAAAUCCUCUCCCAAUUGACCGCCAGCUACAUGAGGUUUCAGUUCUACCAGAAGUACGGCAACGAACCCCACCUUUCGAACGGCGCCAAAUUGGUUCCCAGAAUGCAGCUUUGA